ACAUUAAUUGUCGACUCAAAAAUGAAAAUAUUUAUUUGAUGGCACUGUUGGUGUCGACCAUUGCAUUGGUUGUCAUCAUUGAGUCGAAAGAUUUCUGUGAAGAAUAUCGAAAAAAUGACUACAAAAUUGGUUUUGCAAUGAGUUUGCAUACAGACCGUGGAUAUCCUGAUGAUAUAAUAUUAUUGUUUAUCGGUAACACCUACUGGAAAUUGUCGAUUAUUGACGCAUCAAUUGAUUCAUUGAGAAUUAAGAAUAUCACUAUUGAGACGGUAAGUGCCGGUACAUCCAAUUGGUUGUCCAGUGAUAAGUACUAUACGGUAUUACCACCGAUUAUUCACAGAGAUAAGGAUAGGGAUAACUGUCUAUACGGUGCUCUACAGAAAGACAUGCAUACCAUUGAUUGGGCCAACACUUUAUGUGUGGAUAUGAAUGUUCACAAUUGGAUCAAUUCAACUAUAAUAACAUUUCCAGACAAUAACUUUAAGCCGGACCUGUUAUGGAUGCUAUGGAGGGUUAAGGAAUUUAGUCUAUACAUGACAUUUGCUAACAAUACAAAAAAUAUAAAGUAUUUAGUUAAUCAAAGUAUACAUUCAAUUGAGGUUAAGAGUAGUUUUAGGAAAAAUGAUUGGAGUAAUGAUCAAUACAUCAACAACAACAACAUAAUAGCUCUAAGCCAUAGAUAUGACCAUAUUUUGAAAUCAAUUAUCUUUAUGAAUGUCAACAAAACUAUUCAAUACUGUUAUGAUAUUGAUUAUAGUUUUCCUUCUUGUUCAGCGGAAUAUAUUAAGACAAUGAUUGACUGUUCCCCGCAAUCCAACCGAUUGAUGAUUAUUAUUAUAGUUAUAUUUAUUGUGAUAGUCGUCAUCGCAAUCGUUAAACUGAUUUUAUAUUACAGACUCUAUCAACCAAUGUUUUAA
Messenger RNA from Oppia nitens, 917 nucleotides. RefSeq lists its product as uncharacterized. The transcript has 4 exons. Lineage: Eukaryota; Metazoa; Arthropoda; Arachnida; Sarcoptiformes; Oppiidae. The coding region runs from base 39 to 917 and encodes 292 amino acids. The record is from RefSeq and is a predicted model, not a curated record.